This is a messenger RNA of Paramecium sonneborni, 1384 nucleotides long. Lineage: Eukaryota; Ciliophora; Oligohymenophorea; Peniculida; Parameciidae. The record is from the annotation of a GenBank genome assembly.
AUGUAAUAAAAUAAAUUUUAGUAAAUCAAUAUUAACAAUUCCCGUAUUGUUGAUGUUCACUCGAUGUCUCACUAUAUUCUUAAUAAAAUUUUAGACUCUUGCGAUCUAUUAAUAUAGGAUCAUUAUAUAGUCAACUCAAUUCCUGCAUAUACAGGGUUCACAAUAUUAGUACAAUUAAACAACUUGAUUAAACUUUAUAUUGAUAUUCCACAGGAAAUGUAGGUUAGUCAAGAUAUUGAGCCUAUUCCUUCAUUUAAGGAUAAUUAUUCAGGGACAAUUCAAAUUCAUGAUAAAAAAAAAGAUAUAGAAAAUAUUUGUGAGAACUAAAUUACAAGAUCAACUAAAUUUUUAAGAUAAUCAUCUUAUAGAUUUAAAUCUAAUUCAGUUAGUAUCAUUUUAAUGAAUAAGUCAACUUAAAAAAAAAAUACUACUAAGAAAUAAAGUAUUGAAGUUGUUAAACUUCAAGAACCUGAUUAAUAAAUUGAUGAAAAGGAGCAAUAUUAUAGAUAUCAACAUGAAAUAAAAUGCAAAAUGCUUGAAUAAAUAGCUAAGUAAAUAUAUUUGUUGUAUAUUUAGAAAUGAAAAAAAAUAAGAAGAAGAAAGGAUGAAAUAGAAAAAUCAAAUAGAUUUUAUGAAAAAAUAAUAAAACUAUAGUAAUUGUGGAUAUGAUUAUGAUGGAUCGAUUUUACCUUACAAUAAACCAUUUAUGAAAGUUAAACUUUAUCAUUUGUAAUCCAAAAUUUUAAAAAAGAAAUAGGAAAGGAAGAAAAAAAAAGAUUUCAAAGAUCAAAUUGAAAGUGUAUGUAUUUAAAAUUCAGCAAAAAUUGAUAUUUAAUAAAGUGGUUAAUAGAAGUUUGAUGAUAAUUUAAAGCAAAGCUAAAUUUAUAGAGUGGAACCUAAUUUUGGUCGUAAUUUAAAUGGAUUUAGUAAGAUUGAGAAACUUGACAUAUUGAGAACUGAUUAUUCAUUAAGAAUGACUAAAAAAUAGUAUUAAGAAACAUAAGACAUUGGAUUUACAAAAUCUUAUGUAAAUCUGCAUAAGUAACAUACAAUUUCUGAAAAUUAGAUUUCGUAAAAUUAUUAAAUUGAAAAUUUCAAUAAUUAUCAAGUAAAGGUUGGAUCUUAAAGAGAGGGAGAAAUAAAAUAUCAAUAAUAAUAAAAUUAUCAAUUUCUUUUAACAGAGCCAGAGGUUGACAGGGAAAUUAAUUUAGAAAGUGACAUAGAAGGUUAAAAAAAAUUGAUAAAAAAGAGUUAAAAGAUAUUAUAAAAUACUUAGCAAUUAGUAUCUUUUGUAAAUGUUGAAGGAAAAUUACCGACUCUAAGAAAAUCUUUAAAAAAUAGGAAAAGCGAGAAAAUAGAAAGAUCUCACACUCAACAUAAUUGA